AUGUCGAGGGCGGAAGGAUGGGCUUUGCGACUGCAGCCAUUCGAUUUCGAAAUAAAACAUAUUGCUGGAUCCACGAAUAUUUCAGAUACAUUAUCGCGAUUAUGUUCCCAAACUGACUUACCUUUCGACGACAACGCUGAGCAUUUUCUGUGUACAAUCGGUGAAGGUCCUACGGCAAUAACUCUUGAGGAAAUCAAAUCGGAAACUAGGCUCGAUGAGACGUUGAUCGGUGUUGUAAAAGCAUUGGAGUCGGGAGAUUGGCCGUCAAUACUUUUUCGUUAUCACGCUUUUGCAGCUGAGCUGGGUGUUACGAAUGGAAUAAUUAUUCGGGACGAUCGAAUUGUUCCGCCUGAGAAGUUGAGAUCUAGGGCUCUAGACAUCGCCCACAGAGGCCACCCUGGGAUAGUAUCCAUGCGCCGAACUCUUAGAGAGAAGGUAUGGUGGCCGUGCAUGGAUCGGGAUGUCGUCAACAAGAUUCAGGAAUGUUCGGGUUGUGCUGCGGUUAGUAAUCAAUUGCCACCAGAGCCAAUGCAGAGGAAAGAGAUGCCGGACCGUGCCUGGCAACAAAUCGCUAUCGAUUUCUUUUCAGCCAAGGCAUGUGCAACAUUUUUGGUAGUUAUGGACUACUACAGUAGAUUCCUGCAUGUAGUUGAAAUGAAUGGUACAACAGCAACCAAAACGAUUGAAGCACUGGAAACAAUAUUUAUUGAGCAGACGUACCCAGAAACGAUUCGAAGCGACAAUGGGCCACCAUUCUCGAGCGAUGAAUUCGCAAAGUAUUGUACAUCAAAGAACAUUAGACUGGUACGAACAAUCCCAUACUAG
This is a messenger RNA of Toxorhynchites rutilus septentrionalis, 825 nucleotides long. RefSeq lists its product as uncharacterized. The record is from RefSeq and is a predicted model, not a curated record. The coding region runs from base 1 to 825 and encodes 274 amino acids. Gene Ontology annotation, molecular function: nucleic acid binding. Gene Ontology annotation, biological process: DNA integration. The transcript has a single exon. Lineage: Eukaryota; Metazoa; Arthropoda; Insecta; Diptera; Culicidae.